Molecule: messenger RNA, 2916 nt
Organism: Mauremys reevesii (Reeves's turtle)
Lineage: Eukaryota; Metazoa; Chordata; Testudines; Geoemydidae
Product: lysophosphatidic acid receptor 6-like
Exons: 2
Coding region: 561-1628 (355 amino acids)
Biological process (GO): G protein-coupled receptor signaling pathway
Cellular component (GO): membrane
Molecular function (GO): oxysterol binding; G protein-coupled receptor activity
Source: RefSeq, a predicted model, not a curated record
CGCACGGGGAGACUGCCUUUCGCUCGCUGGCGCACGGGGAGAUUGCCUUUCGCUCGCUGGCGCACGGGGAGACUGCCUUUCGCUCGCUGGCAAAACUGAAACUCAUCUCAUUGUAGUUUAACAUGACACAUGCUGGGCAUGAUGUGAAAUGUUCUGUUCACCUACCGGCCGAUUCCGAGUAUGAACUGGAACUCUUGGCCUACCUCUGCACUUCCUGUGGUUUCUCUCUGCAGAGCACGGUGGGAGGGUUUUGCUGUAUGCUUUGCAAGGUGACUUCAUUCUGGUGCUACACUUCAGACAGGAGAGCUCAGCAUCAAGCCUCUGCUUUGUGAAGAGUCUUCAGCGAAUCCCGUGUUCGUUGGAAUUUUCGCAUGAGAUAAAGUGGCCUGGGGCUGGUGGGUUUACCGAGCGUAGAUGCUUUAGCUGCAUUUUAACCAGAGCUGGCUGAUGUAACAACACAACUCAAGUUCUCACCCCAGGACAGAGAGCGCCUGAUCUUUUGGAAAGAAGAGGCUAAUCUAGGCUAUCCCCACAGAACUUGGUCUCCGGCAGCAGAAAGCAUGGCCAACACUUCCUGUGCCACGGCAGGGGGACACUCUAAUGCAACAAUAGUGGAUUGUUAUGUGGAAGCAGACUUCCAGUACCAUCUCUUCACUAUCAUCUACAGCAUUGUCUUUGUACUGGGACUGCUAGAAAAUGUCUUGGCUCUCUACCUUUUGACCUGCAAGGUCAAGUACAGCUCUCACUCCUACAUCUACCUCAUCAACCUGGCUGUAGCAGAUACCUUGUUUGUUUGCAUGCUGCCCUUUAAAAUCCAUUACCACCUGAACCAGAACGAUUGGAUCUUUGGAGACAUGGCUUGUAGGAUCACCGGGACCUUGUACUACAUCAACAUCUACGUCAGCAUUGCCUUCUUCACCUGCAUUUGCGUGGAUCGUUACGUGGCCGUGCUGCACCCCUUCGCCUACAUCCGGAUCAAAGUCACCCACUACAGGAUAGUGGUCACAGGCUUUUGGCUCGUUGCUGUAAGCAUCACGAUCCCACUUAUCCUUGGGGGGCCCCUUCACAACAAGGGCCCAGGGAACACGACUGCGUGCUUUGAGAACUUCUCGCCGACCAGCUGGACCCAUCGCAUGAUGCCCUACAAUGUCUGUGCCUUGCUGUUCGGCUUUGUCAUCCCGUUUGCCGUCAUCCUCAUCAGCUACCCGCUCAUCGCCAAGCGGAUCGCCCACACCAGACGCAGCAUUCACAAGAAGAAGGCCUCGAGGACCAUCUACCUGAUCCUGCUCAUCUGCAUCCUGUGCUUCCUGCCUUAUCAUCUCACUCACCUACUCCACUUCCUGAUGAGGGUCCAGCUCAUCCAAAGUUGCCUGUUUACCAACUUAAUUUACAAAAUGCGCCGGGUCACUUUGGCCCUGGUCAGUUUCAACUGCUGCCUGAACCCCAUCCUAUACUACUUCACGGCUUCCAGCAAGCCAUGGCGGCUCGGCCUCAAGUUCAGAUCCAAAACCAAGGUUUAUACCAUCUGUGACAGAAAAUUCAAUGACUAUCCUUAUAAAAGCAAGCCAGCAGCAAGACCACCACCACCGCAAUUGAAUGAAAUGCCUUUUUUAAAACAAGGUCAGUAAGUUAUUCACCCACAGGUUACGGGUUCAAAUCCAACCGAACUUGGAGGAGGAGGAGUAUUCAGGUGGUGUCAGUCCACUUCCUAGGAGACUAGAGUGUUAAUUGGCAAGGGUGGGCUCAGCAGACAACAUGAAGAUAAAACACAUUAGCAGAGAUGCCUGUGUUGUGUAUAAAUAGGACUUCAGUUUUCAGAGCUGUUGAUCCCAACUAAAGUGGGUCAAGAAUGUAUGGCAGUAUUUCCACUUCAAUGUUACUUAUUAAGCAGUACAAAAAAAUCCUUUGUUUGGAAAGUGGUGACAUUGGAGGCUAAUUUCCAAAGUAAACAGAGCAGCUGGCUUUCUGCUAUUUAAAAUAUCCUUGUAGAAUAAGAACAAUUCCAGUCUGUGUGUAUAGCAUGAAAUAUUAGAUUAUUAAUAGUUGACAAAUUAUACAUGAAUUAUCCAAACUAAUGGACCUGCACCAGUACGGUUUGGUAUACUGAUUACUUGACAGUCAUUUCAUCAUCUGUAGCCGCCUCUCAACUUUCUUUAGGUAUCCUUUGACUGCUAUUGAGACAGACUGGUCAAGGCCUGGGACUCAGAGGGCUAGGUUCUAAUCCCAGUUGCUUUGCAGGAGAUUGGCACAUCAUUGAAUCUCUGCCCAUCUAUAAAAUGGGAAUAGCUAAGCACCUCUGCGUUCCUUUAUUUGCUGAACACUGUGAAAGUUAGCUUUGCUUUCUAUCUGAGGGAUGUCCUCUUGAGAAGAGGCCCCCGGGGGAGUACAGCACCUCAGCUUGCAUUCAGGCUUCUCAGCUAUUGUUUACAGCCUUGUAAGCAGUUACUUAUCCACUACUGCAUAUGCAUAAAUAUUAUGCUUAGUUUGAAUCCCUCAGGCCUACUUUUAAGUUCUAACCCCCUAUCAGUGUUCUGUACUAUUCCAGCUGCCCCUAUGUUCAAUGCAGAAGUAACAAGAUAAUUGAAUCAUUUUGUUCACAAGCUUCAAAGGUGGCCGAGUGAAUUAAAAUGCUGUUCAGAGGAGCAUCGUCCUGUGCUGUUCGUAUGUAUGUUGAAAAAGCAAAGUGCUGGCAUCACAAUGUUUUUUAAUAUUACAAAAAUAAAUGUGACUGGAAAGACUUUGAAAAUCUUUUACCUUGCUCUACAAGGAACACCAGCUGAAGCUGCUCCAGGUAACUAGAUGCAAACAGCUUGCUCAGUAACUGAUAUUUGUGACUGGCUUUGCCAGUGGGGGAUAGCAAUGCUGCUAAAGCAAACUUUUUUGUCUGACAAGUUGAAUGCUCUCUACUGCAGGAUA